GUGGUGAUGGCCCCACAUGAACCACCGGUGGUGUUCGUUGAUAACUACAUCAAACUUCUGGCCGACGGCAACCCGGAGACUUUCCAGAAGAUUUUGGACAUGAAGGGUCUAAAGCGCAGUGAACAAAGCAGCAUGCUGGAGCUCUUCAGGCAGAGGUUACCCACUCCACCCUCUGGAGCCGACAGCGGACCAUCUCUGUCCUUCAGUGCUCCCACCCCUGAGCAAGAGUCGUCCCGUAUCCGCAAACUGGAGAAGCUCAUCAAAAAGAGACUGUGAAGAGCCUCAGAUCUGGAUCGGAACAGGCGCUGCUGAGGCCUUCGGGUCUUUUGCGGCUACGCACCUCAAAGACUUCAUUAGGGCCGAUUCAGUCGAAGUGGAGAGCUACAGAAAGAGGAAACCGUUGGCUAAACUUUUCUUAAGAGACUGUAACACAAAACCAAUCUGAUGCUGGGUUAUGAAGAAACUUCCUCAACGGUUUGUUGCAUAUAUCCUGUACGUCUGUAAUUCCCCGCUGUUGUUUCUGUGACACUAACAUAAGCGAUCCCAGAUGGCCUAAUGUACUAUUGUUGAUUAAAUUCUGCUCAGAGUGUCUCCUGCUGCUCCUUAACGUACCUAAUCAUGGAGAAUUCUUCUAUGUUAAUUAAAUUCACUGUUUCUGAAGAUAAUGUACUCAGAGGAUGAUGUAUCUUUGAAUUAACUGUUUUUAGCGUGAAAGGGAGUGGGCUGAAAUAUUAAUAUUCUGUCAUCGAUAAAUGGGACUUGUCUCUAUGGUGUUGUUGAAAAAGCGGUUACCUGUAAUCAUCACACGCAUCUGACAAAGAUCUGCUUUUUCAGAGAGCUGUAUACCCAUAUUUAGCAGCACGUCCUAUCGUGAGCUGACUGUGUGAUCACAUGAUCGCAUUCGGUGCCUUGUAAAAUUCAACUUGUUGGUAUUGUGUCACGUUCCACCUACAAUCCCCCAUGUAUUUUUAUUGCAAUUCUUUGUAAGAGACCAACAUAAAGUAGCACAUGAUUGUCACGUCGAAGUAAGGUAGAAAUGCUUUUCGAAAUUUUGAAAGAUAAGUCUGAAAGCUGUUGCAUGGAUUUGUUUGUGGCCUACUCCGAUCCUCCUAAAUAAAAUCCAUUGCAAGCUGUUACCUUGAUAA
Messenger RNA from Fundulus heteroclitus (mummichog), 1145 nucleotides. RefSeq names its product vacuolar protein sorting-associated protein 53 homolog. The record is from RefSeq and is a predicted model, not a curated record. Lineage: Eukaryota; Metazoa; Chordata; Actinopteri; Cyprinodontiformes; Fundulidae. Gene Ontology annotation, biological process: retrograde transport, endosome to Golgi. Gene Ontology annotation, cellular component: GARP complex.